Molecule: messenger RNA, 1189 nt
Organism: Panicum hallii
Lineage: Eukaryota; Viridiplantae; Streptophyta; Magnoliopsida; Poales; Poaceae
Exons: 4
Coding region: 203-619 (138 amino acids)
Source: RefSeq, a predicted model, not a curated record
AGUCCUAGGCGCACCACUCCCUCCAUUCCUCUCUAUCCAGCGCAACAGCCGCCUUCUCUCUCGCAGGCCAGCUAGCGGAUUGGCCGGAUCCGGCCUCGAAAGCCGCAGAUUCGAUAUUGAUGGCCGUGGGCCUGAGCCUGGAGUCUUGGCCUUCAAAUGCGUCAGACUUGCACUGUCCUCUGCUAGCUAUCGAUGAACAACGAUGCGACAGAAGCCUGGAGCGGCGGCGAUGUCUUCGCUGCCUUCGCCGCCAACACCAACGGCUUGCUCCUCGUUGGCAUUAAUCGGCAUUCAUCGAUGUCAAGAGGGGGCUAUGCCGAGCCGACGCCAUCGGGCCCGAGCAGAUCUAUCGAGCACCGACGCAGAGGGUCAAGACAACAAGAGUAGCCGGGGCAAGCAGUGCCCCAGUGUGCCUGCCCGAGCAGAGUGCCGGGGCCGAGGUCUCGUCCCGUUCGUCGCCUCGUCCGGGCUUGUCCCCCGUAGCUGUGGACACAAGGUCGACAAGGAGAUGGAGAUCAGGCAAAAGAAGGAGCAGAAAUCUAUGAAAUCAAGGCAUCAUCGGCUUCCUUAUGAGUCAAUGCUAUACAUGCUUCUCCAAGGGGGAAAUAAGUACCAAUAAAAGGAUAUGACUCCUUUGUUUCAUAUUUUAUCAUCGGUUUAACAUAUUUUUUUAUUCCAAUCCUCAACUGGAGGAUUAGAUGGUAAGUCUCUCUUAUGGUGUCAUCCAUUUUGUUGUUAAUUUUUGUUAUCCGUGUGGCAGCAUACCUAUGGUAAAGAUGUCAAUGAAUCUUGAGUCCUUAUUUUCUGGAUUUUCAUAACCAAGCUAAUCUCUUCCCGGUGAUUUCAUACUGAUAGCCUGGGUGGAGUACAUCCAACACAAGGGGGUUUCUUUACCAUGAUAUCAAGGUGCCAGACAACUUCCUGCCGGGCACUAAUAUUUACUGAUAAAACUGUUUUGGUGGUGACUGUGUCCCAAUGCAUAGUUGCUGCUGUAUUGGGCAUUUUUUGCUUCAGCUCAUUAUCAGCGAAUAAGCACAAAUUCCUUUAUCUUUUAAUACAAUAUGCCCUUGCGAUGGACAAAUUAUUUCAGUUGAUGUAAGCAUUUUAAUUUCUGUAGAUUGAAUGUGUGCCACACCAGUUCAUGUAUUUGGAGUAUAUAUUUUUUUAUUAUAAACAAAUAUUUGGAUGA